Molecule: messenger RNA, 1748 nt
Organism: Schistocerca nitens (vagrant locust)
Lineage: Eukaryota; Metazoa; Arthropoda; Insecta; Orthoptera; Acrididae
Product: galactokinase-like
Exons: 8
Coding region: 74-1282 (402 amino acids)
Biological process (GO): carbohydrate phosphorylation; galactose metabolic process
Cellular component (GO): cytoplasm; cytosol
Molecular function (GO): galactokinase activity; ATP binding
Source: RefSeq, a predicted model, not a curated record
CUUCAUUAUCUGAUGACGUGAUAAGAGGAUUGCAUAAUUCGUUCUUAUCUGUUGCAAACGAUAAAAACAGAGAAUGAGCUGCUGUUGUACAGACGAAAGCCGCACAAUGGCAAGUGACAUACCGAAAGUAGAAAGCUUAAUAAAUGAAGCCGAGAAAGCUUUUACAGAAAAAUUCAAAAGUAAGCCAGACGUGGUGGUAUUUGCUCCCGGAAGAGUGAACUUAAUUGGCGAACACACCGAUUAUAACGAUGGUUUCGUUUUACCUAUGGCUUUACCUCUGGUGACAGUUGUGGUAGGAAGCAAGAACAAUACUGAUACCUGCCAUGUCUUGACAACUAACCAGCAAUGUGAUGCUCCAAAAGAAACUGAUUUUCUUAUUCCGUCUAAGCAGUCUCUUCAGCCAGGGUCACCUAAAUGGGCUAAUUAUGUUAAAGGAGUUGUUCAGAAUUUUAAAGGUGCAGUCCCAGGCUUUAAUGCUGUCAUUUCUUCAAGUGUUCCACUUGGCGGAGGUGUUUCAAGCAGUGCUGCUCUAGAGGUUGGAGUUUAUACAUUUCUGGAGGCACUUACAGGAGAGAAAACAAACCUCCAAGACAAGGCGUUAGCAUGUCAGAAAGCUGAACAUACAUUUGCGAACAUGCCUUGUGGCAUUAUGGACCAGUUUAUUUCAGUGAUGGCCAAAGAAGGCAGUGCCUUACUUAUUGAUUGCAGAUCAAUGGAAGCAACUAUAGUUCCUAUCAAUGAUCCAAAAAUUGUUAUUUUAAUAACAAACUCAAAUGUUCGGCAUGAACUGACUGGUAGUGAGUAUCCAACUAGAAGGAAGCAGUGUGAAGAAGCUGCAAAACUGCUUGGAAAGAAAAGCCUGAGAGAUGCUAAAUUAAGUGACAUUGAAGUGCUACAGCAGAAGAAGGUUGAUGAAGAUAUUGUGCGUCGUGCCAGACAUGUCAUAGGUGAAAUUAAUAGAACUGAACAGGCAGCAGAGGCACUGAAGAGCAAAGAUUUUACGUUAUUUGGAAAGUUGAUGUUGGAGAGCCAUGAGUCUUUAAGGUCAGACUACGAAGUCUCUUGUGCAGAAUUAGACCAGCUGGUGAAGGCAGCUACUGAGGUGAAAGGUGUGCUUGGCUCUCGCAUGACUGGUGGAGGGUUUGGAGGCUGCACAGUGACACUGGUGUAUAAAGAUGCUGUUAAUGAAGUCAUAAACAAUACAAAAAAGAAGUACAAAGGAAAAGCAACAUUUUAUGUAGUCACCCCAUCUGUAGGAGCUACAGUUGUGAGAGGAAAGUAAUAUCAGUGAAACCAUAUACUGCCAUGACAGCUGUAGAAUUGUUAUAUUUGUGAGCACUUGUUUUGGGCUACAUAGUGUUGCACAUUUAGUCAUACAGCAAAACUAUUUCAGAUUUUGAAUAAUUGUAUGAAAACUAUUACUAGACUAAUUUUUAAUGUAAUUAGUACAACUGAUCAAGUCAUAUCUUGUGUGUUAAAUCUUAAGGUUGAAAAUAUGGGAUUAGGUGGUGUUUUACAAAAGGCACUAUGUUAUUGAUCAGUUAGAAGUGUUUCUCUCAAGGAGUUUGCCAUUUUGCUUACUAAACUAUUACAAAUAUUUCUCUUCAAUCUGCAACAAAGUGUACAUUAUAGGCCAUCUUAAAGCAAAUUAUAUGAUUUUCCAGACCAAUAAUUGAAUGUUUCAUAAACGUUGCUGAUACCCCUCCACUCUCUCUCUCUCUCUCUCUCUCUCUCUCUCUCUCUCUCUC